AUGAUUGUACGGUGGUGUUUUAAGAUAGCCGAGGUGAAGAAGAAGGUGCUGGAUGGUAGAUAGGGGCUGUGUGUUUGGAGGAGGAGUGUGACUGUGUAAUUACGUGGGUGAAAAAAAAGAGAAAAAAAAGUUGGGUCUGAUUUGCUGGAAUCGCGCAGGACCGAAGGUGCACCGGUCGAUUUCAUAUCAAGUUUGGUUAAAGCAGGGGUGAACAUCACACACUCGGCGCCCUCUGAAGCUCAACACAAUGCUUUUAUGAACGAGAUUACACUGCACCGAGACGCGCAAAGAGCCCAGUGUAGUAGAGGAGUACGCAGCAGCAGCAGAGGCAGCAGCACCGGCUCCACGAGUAGAAUCUGCUAGUGUUUACUGUGCAUGUCAGCUUUAAAAAAAAUCUCCUGCAUAAAAUCUCAAUUUCUCUGCGGAGACGACAAUCUUUGGAUCGCGAAAAUUCAUGGAUGUUCUUGGAUAAUCUCCCUUUUUUGUUUUACGCGGAUAGCUGCUCCACAGUCUUGCAUGGUGCACGUCGGUCCAGGAAUGGCGCGAUAAAGUGAUCAGAGGAAUCAGUCCAAGUACAUUCACUUUCUGUGUAGCCGUCUCGUCAUGUACUCUCCAAUUUGUCUUACUCAGGAUGAAUUUCAUCCCUUCAUCGAGGCACUUCUUCCUCACGUCCGUGCCAUUGCCUACACGUGGUUCAACCUCCAGGCCAGAAAACGCAAGUACUUCAAGAAGCACGAGAAGCGGAUGUCCAAGGACGAGGAGCGUGCGGUGAAGGACGAGCUUCUGAGCGAGAAGCCUGAGGUUAAGCAGAAAUGGGCAUCCAGGCUGCUGGCCAAGCUGCGUAAGGACAUUCGGCAGGAGUACCGGGAGGACUUUGUCCUCAGCGUGACGGGCAAGAAGCACCCGUGCUGUGUGCUAUCCAACCCGGACCAGAAGGGCAAGAUCCGCCGGAUUGACUGUUUGCGGCAGGCCGACAAAGUUUGGCGUCUGGACCUGGUGAUGGUCAUCCUCUUCAAAGGCAUCCCUCUGGAAAGUACAGAUGGCGAGCGCCUUGUCAAGUCUCCACAUUGCACCAACCCAGCACUUUGUGUCCAGCCACACCACAUAACAGUAUCGGUCAAGGAGCUGGACUUGUUUCUAGCAUACUAUGUCCAGGACCAAGACUCGCAGCAGUCAGGAAGUCCCAGUAACAAUGAGCCAGGCAAGAACCCUCUUCCAGUCUACUUGGAAGACAGCUUCAUCAAAUCAGGAGUCUUCAGUGUUGCAGAACUGGUGCGAGUGUCCAGGAUGCCCAUCACCCACGGUGCAGCGGUAAACUUCUCCAUGGCCGACAUGCCCAGCCAACCCUACUACCACGACCUGAACUCCAGCGUGGGGCUGCAUCGCUCGCUGUCCUCCCCUCCCGGCAGCAAAAGGCCCAAAACUGUCAAUAUGGAGGAGAACAUGGACACCAGCCCAACAGGACCUGACUUCUACUCAUCACCCAGCUCACCGGCCAGCAGUCGGGCAAACUGGCACGACAGAGACGGAGCAGACAUGUCCUCUCCUACCAUGAAGAAGCCAGAGAAGCCGCUGUUCAGCCCCACCUCUCCGCAGGACUCCUCACCACGACUCAGCACUUUCCCUCAGCCUCAUCACCCAGGCCUAACAGGUGUAGGACACAGUGUUAUAUCGACGAGGAGCCCCCCUCCACACUCGCCCCUGCAGUUCUCGGCCUCGGCUAUCCUGCCCCCGGCGCCGUCGCCCUACUUCUCGCACACCACCAUCCGCUACCCGCCCCACCUCAACCCUGCUGAUCCCCUCAAGAGCUACGUGCCGUCAUACGACCCGUCCAGCCCACAGAGCAGCCAGCCUAAUAGCAGUGGUCAGGUGGUAGGAAAAGUUCCAGGCCACUUCACCCCAGUCCUGGCUCCCUCCCCACACCACAGCGCUGUGAGACCCGUCUCACUCUCCAUGCCCGACACCAAGCCCAUCACCACAUCCACAGAAGGCUACUCAGCCCCUGGCACCCCGACGGCUAAUCGUUUUGUAGGCCUGAGCCCUAGAGAUCCCACCUUCCUCCACCAGCAACAGCUGAGGAAGUGUGACUGGAGCGUGACUCAAAACGGCAGGCAUUAUGGCCCCAGUGCCACUGACGACACUUUGGGGAUUACUUGGCAAAGUCCUGGUACCUGGGCGAGCUUAGUUCCAUUCCAAGUGUCGAACGGGACUCCGAUUCUGCCAACAAAUGUCCACCAGAACUACAGCAUAAACAUCAUUGGUGAGCCCCUGGUCCCCGCUGAGACAGGGAACUGAACACACGGAGGCCGGAUGACCCCCAGGGUGAAUGGGUGGGUGUAGGGAUGUUGGUGGUGCCGAGCUAGCACUACAGGUGUCCGCAGCCAUGGAUGAAACCAGCAAAAGCAGCACGAGCUGCGCAAUCGUUCCCCCCACCACCUCACCUCACCACCCCUUCCCCGACCCCGAUCUCACCCCACCCUCCCCCCUCCACAUCACUCCCCAACUCCUGUCCCUCCCCACGAUGGACCCUAGCCAUGAAGUGAAGACGAGGGUUGGUUCAGAGGAAAGAAAAGAGAAAAGGCUUCAGGUCUGCUGUCUCCUCACCCAGCCCAGCCCACACAUCCACCACCCACCAGUCAGUUGUUGUGUUUGCAGAACUUCUCAAUCCAUUCAAAUACUGUGAUGUAUAGAUGCCUUAAUGUUUUAUUGCAUGACACUCUAGUCUCUUAGCGGCAAUUCCUACUAUUUUUCCAUGUUGGAGGAAGAUGUAAAAUCUUGAUUUACAUACACACAGACACACACACACACACACAUACAUACAUGUAGAGGUCUGCGUAUCAACAACCUCUGCCUGGUGGAUGGCUCAGAGACUCUAAGCUCUCCAACUCAGACCUCUUGAAAAGAGGCUGUCCCAUGUCAAACGAUUCACUGUGUACACCAUAGGAACAAAAAAUUGUGAAUUCAGAGUGUUUCUUCUUCCGUUUGAUUUCAGUUUACUGUGAUAUGACUCUUUGUUCAGAAAAUGUGUUGACUUUGUUUUAUUCUUUACUGCUACUUACUUCAAAAAUUAAUGUAAACACUUACAGUAAGAGUUGAGAACUCUUAAUGCGGUUUUCAAAAAACACUAAAUGUUAGGCUUGAGAUUGGAUCCCUCAUUAAAGAAUUUGCAACUCCUUUACAAAAGGAUUUAAAAAGACAGAGAAUAGGAAAAUCUCGAUAGAGGCAAGUGCAAUUGAAUUUUUGAAGGGAAGCUAUCAGUCUGUCAGCCCUAAGACUCUAAAGGAAGGGGGAUAAAUAUUAAAUGGUUUUAUGGGUAAAAUGUUUAAGAAAACAUUUGAAUUUGAUUUCAGUCUCAUAUCCGUCUCCUCACAUGAGAAAAACAUCAAGCGUGAAAGGCAUUUGAAGGCAAGCUGUGCAGAGCUGAGCAAAACCAGCACUUCUUUUGAGCCCUUCCCAUCAUUAUGGGACAUUUUAUUUUAUUUAUUUUGGGGGAAAAAAAAGACAAACAUAAGUAAAGAAAUAUGACACACAUAGUGUGUAGAAAUUACAUUUCAUUUUUUAAAAUGUUCACGAUAAGAUCAAGAACAUAUGCAUUUGGCCAUCAGCUUGUAAAGCUUAUGUUUACAGGAAAAAAAAAUAGAAUGAAGUGUUAAUUCAUGAAAAUGUACAAUUCAUACAAAUGUACAGUAGGCUUAUGUGUAAAGCUACACUUUGUGCAAGGUUAACUCUGCAGUGGAAGAGGUUGAAAACUGAAAUUAUGAAUCCAGGUGGUGGCAGAUCCCUGAAAUCUAGAAUUGUGCAUGGCAUGUUCACAGCCAUUGCCUCUCCAGUCCAGACAUAUUUAUAGGAAAAUCUCUCCAAUACUCUUAAUUUGCACGAUGACAUAUAGUCCACAUUACGUGCCUUGCCUUUGAAUAUAGAGACAUCACUACACUUGUUUUUGCUGCAUUUAUCAUUAUAGAAAAAAAUUAACAUUUUUAUGAUAAGAAUUGUUUUGUACUCUGAAUGAAAUUGUUGAUUUUUAACUUCAUGUACUACUCUAUCUCACAGUUACAUUGCAUAUCAAGGCUGUGUAUAGUUGCCGUUUUAAAGUUUGUAAUCAACCAGCAUUUUUUUUUUUUUUUUUUCAGUAUUUUGGUGGUUUUUCAAAUAACCUGUCAUCUUUUAUUUUCCUUAUUUUUCAAUGCUCAUUUUGUUCAUCUUCCAGUUACUAUUGUGGAGGGUGGAAUUCAGAAUUAUGAAAAUUAUGCAAUACCAAGUUUUGCCUAUGUAGGUAGUGCUUAUAGAUGCGUCAAUUAUUAGAGGCUAGUUUGGAGAUAGACAAUAUUGUAAUGCAUUUAUUUUGUUGAUAUCGUUGUUUGUCGUUGUUGUUGUUGAUGAUGUUGUUGUUGUUGUGGGUGUUUUCCUUUUUUAUUGACCAAAGUGGGGACUGCUUUCUAUGCAGUGUAUGACAAGGUCUUUUUUUUUUUUUUUUUUUUUUUUUUUUUUUUUCCUUCUUUCUUUAGCUUAUAGGCCUACCGAAUGACGGUGAGACAUGUUCCAGUGUAUUUUGAAUUCGGGAGUUUUAGGGGGGAGGGGCGGUAUUUUUCUAGAAGUACUUAUAAAAAAAUGCACCCUUGGUCUUUCUACGGCUGCAAAGUCACUGAUUGGUCUACUGUGACUCUUACUUUCAACUUUCCACUUGGGGUGCUAGCAUGUGACCUUGAAGGAGCUCAUUUUUUCACAGGAGAGACGGCUUGACUUGAGUAUGACAAUCAUUUAAAAAAAUCUUUUUGCGUAGAAUCCCGGCCCGUUCGUAGUUCCCUUGAAGCCGCAACCGAGGGCGGAUACCGUUGCAUGUUUUUUGUUUUUUUUUUUUGUUUUUUUUUUCUCAAAUCCUACGCCGUACUAUUAUAGACAUCACUGAAUGCAAUUCCCAAGUAGAUGCCUUAAACACAUCAGUGAAGUGGCCUGUGACAUGCGCAACAAUCACACACCAACUAAUGCUCGUGAGACCUGUCCAAAUCAGUUCCAGACAGGCUCAAGCAAGCCUUUAGAAAGUAUUUUAUAAGUAGUAGAUUUGUAUAAAUGUAUAUAUGAUAUGCACAUAUGUCAACUCCUGAGAUAUUUCCCCAGCAGAGAGCCCCAUAGAGUAUGCUGAAGUAAAUAUUAGACCACACUUCAUGUCCGGUGGUCCAGUAGAGGCUUAAAUAGAAUCCACUAGAAGAAAAAAUAUAGCACUUAAAUAGCACAUAGGCAAUCGUCUUCUCCCACAUACAGUGUUUUGACCCUAGUCUCAAACUAAAUCUCUCAGGCGUAUUACAGGGCAUUAUUUAUAUCAAUCAUUAUCUUAUCAUUUUCAAUGUAAAAAAAAAAGGAAUUUUCUCACAGAGAGAGCAGCGCCUCCCAUGCUGCUAGGACACCUUUUGCACUCUUUCCCCACAAUCGUGAAAGAAACCGUUUCCCUCGGAGAGACGGUACUAGCAAGAGCUCUCUCUCCGACGCGAGCGGAGGGCUAAGAAGCAGAAAAACACUUUUGAAAAAUAAUCCUCAAGUCAAGCUCAAUCUCUCCGUCUUCACCCAGAUUUCUUAUGCAGGAAAAAAAAACAUUUUAAAGUCACCCCGUUCUAUGUGCACUGUUCUGUCUUUUUUGUUGUUGAUUUAUUCUUUUGUUUUUUUGUUUUUAUUUUAAAAGAAAAUCUAUAAGUGCUUUGCAGCCUUUGGCCAUUGGAAACCCCACUGAAGUGCAUUGUCCCCAAGUGUGUUUGUGAGUGGGCGUGUGUGUGUGUGUGUGAGAGAGAGAGAGAGAGAUAAAAAAUGUGUCAGGGUCACUGUGCUCUUGGUGUUUAUUUGAAUAGGAGACUGUACAUAAAGGUAAAUAUCCUGAUUGCGUCGAUAGCAGUAGUCUGUGGGGUUGAACUCUGCUUUGGCAGCUUGAGUGUUCGUGUGCAUGCAUGCGCGCGCGCGUGUGUGUGUGUGUGUGUGUGUGUGUGAAUUUGUGAUUGAGUGCCUCUGACACUACACAAUGAGAGAAGAUGAGGGUCUUUCUAUCAAAAAAAAAAAAAGCCUGCCAUAGGACAGGAGUUUGUACACUGUAAACUUUGUCAAGAGUUCCUCUCUGAAGCCCUUAUUUGUAAAUCUUCACUUCUGGGGAAAAUGAGUCAAUUCCAUUUUAGGAAAAACAAAUUUAAUUUGGGUUUUGUUUAUUUGCUUCGGAAGCUGGAUUUGAGUUAGAACUCUCCAGGUUUCCCCCGAUUAGUAGAAUCUAAAGUGUUUUCAUCAGUUGUUGUAUUCCUGUAUGUAAAGUCAAAAAAGGGGAGAAAUGUUCUAUACAGAUCCAUAAAUAUAAAAACAACAACAAUGAAGGCUUUUUAUUAUUAAUAUUAUUAUUUCUGAACAUGGUUAGUGCUUAGAUAUUUCCAUUUGGGAAACACUUCAUGAAUAUUUGAAUUGUUGUUCUUUCAUUAGUGUGGCCAUAGCGAGCGUGAUGUGAUUUACCUUUUUUUUUUUUUCCUUUUCUUUUGGAAAUGGGUGUGAAUUCUUGUCCAACAAGAUCGUGGUGUGAGUGUGUUUCUUGUAGCAGCUGGGAGGUGAUGUCACUUAACCAGUAGAAUAGGCCCCAGAUUGCACCUGACCUUAAACGAGAAGCAGGGUAAAAUCUGCAGUGACAAAAAAAAAACAAAAAAAAAAACACGUCCUCAACGGAUCUAUCAGAUCAGUUUUCUUUUUUGUUUGUUUCUUUGUUUCUUUUCAGAGGAAAUGUUGCAAAGACGAUUGGUGCUACAUCUCGCCAUAUUUCUGAUUCGGCCGGGCCAGUGUUGAGCCGUCUACUUUGUUCUUCUUGGACAAUAACAAAAUCUCUUUAAAGAUCAUUAAAAGAAUCGAGGCACCACUCAUUUUGCACUUUCCACUUGCUGUCUAUGCCUGAUGUAAUGUAGGAAACCCUCAGUUCACACUACAAACAAACAUUACUUUGCAGGUGCUUCAGAAUAGGGUACUGUACCUUCCAGCUGAUAACAGAUAGUGUAAUCAGUCGUGGUUACGCGUGUCUGUUGCUACGCAGGGUGUGAAUGUAGCCUGUCGAAAAGCUCUUGAAACUUUAUGAAAUUUGAAUCAGUAUUCCACCCAUCAGCAGCUUCAGGAGCCCCAGUUAAAGGCAGAUUGUGACACUCACAACAACCUUAUUUUUCAAAAGUAUUAUGUCAUUGAUGGCUACGAGAAACAGGACAACAUUAUGCAAGGAGGACCUGUGGCACUCAUGCAAUAUGUGUGAUUUUUUUUCCUUUUUUAACUGAAUGUCACACAUUCUGUAGAGACCGAGAGGGCGUACACGUGCAGACUUAAAGGAAAACAUUAAAACUUUUUCAUCCUACAUGAGCAAUACACACCUUCCAUACUUUGGCUAGCUGCUAGUCACUUGGCAUCAGGUUGUUAUGAAACAUGAAAACCAGCAUUUUUACAGGAUAUAACAUUCACCAAAAGAAGACAAAAAAGAUAGCAAUGCAGUGCCUGUUCAAGCUGUCCAAGUGUCUGUUGUAUAUAAUUGUAAAAUGUGAUAGACUUACUUUCAUAUGUGACAAGAAAAAAAAACAGCAUCACACAGAACAGAAUGUGGCAGACUCAUUGGGAAAUAUGCUUCUUUGGUGUUUUUGGAGUUUUUUUUUGGUGUGUGUGUGAUUUAUUAAUUUUCUAAUUACACAAUGCCCACAUCAUGCUUGUUCAAAAUUUGAGAGGAAAGGUUUAUGGUUCAUUCUUCUUCUUUUUCUUUACUUUUUUUUUUCCUGGGAGGGGGAGUGGUGAGGGAGGGAGGGAGAGGGGGGUCAGUGCUACAUUAAGCGCAGUGAAAGGAUGAAAUAAUGUCUUUUCUUAAAAUUAGUCUCCAGUUUUCUCUGCAGGGCUGAUUUUUUUUUUUCUUUUGGGUCUUGUGGCACUUUUACUUCCCUCUGCGCACACAUUUCUACUUUAUGAAACAUGGUGGAAUUAACUAUAUAACUAACAACAACAACAACACCAACAAAAACAAUAUGUAAACAGUCUCCAGUAGUGAUCGUAGUUACACUGCAAGUGUGUGCAAAGGUCUAUGUAUGUAUCUGAAUGUACGUUUUAGAGGACUUUUGGAAACCUUUUUUUGUUUUUUAUCUUUUCAUUUACAGUUUAGGAGUCACAGGUGUCCAUUGUGAACUGUAUAGCGAAGGCCUUGAUAUCCCUUCUUUUAUUGAUUUUAGAAACGCCGAGCAUUAGGCGAUGCCUUCAAGCUGGUUACAUUUGGUGCAGGGGCUAAAAUUGCCACAAGAUUAAAAUCAGUGUAAAUAAAGGCUCAACUUUUUGUGAUUGUUACUGUUAUAUCCAGCCUAUACUGCUAGCAGCUGUUUUUACUGCAGUCAAUUACUGGAAGUGGAUAUAUUUCCUAUGCAAAACUGUUUAAACAAUAAAAUGAGCUAUGCUACAAAAAGGA
Messenger RNA from Lates calcarifer (barramundi perch), 8434 nucleotides. Its product is annotated as nuclear factor 1 B-type. Gene Ontology annotation, molecular function: DNA-binding transcription factor activity, RNA polymerase II-specific; RNA polymerase II cis-regulatory region sequence-specific DNA binding. The record is from RefSeq and is a predicted model, not a curated record. The transcript is spliced from 12 exons. NCBI's taxonomy places the organism in Eukaryota, Metazoa, Chordata, Actinopteri, Centropomidae. Gene Ontology annotation, cellular component: nucleus. Gene Ontology annotation, biological process: regulation of transcription by RNA polymerase II. Bases 604 to 2295 code for a protein of 563 amino acids.